AUGAAUCAGAAACAGCGCGAGUUGUAUGAUAAAGUCAAGAAUGCGAGUGGAGAGCUCGGUCUGCAACAGAAUCAGAUUGGCGAUGCUGAAGCGCGGGCGAUUGCUGAAACACUCAAAGUGAACACGACGCUGACGAAGCUAUAUCUGGAUAACAACCAGAUUGGCGAUGCUGGAGCACAGGCGAUUGCUAAGACACUCAAAGUGAACACGACGCUGACUUCGCUCUCUCUGGGUGGCAAUCAGAUAGGAGAUGCUGGAGCGCGGGCGAUUGCUGAAGCGCUCAAAGUGAACACGACGCUGACCGUGCUCUAUCUGGAUGUCAAUCAGAUAGGCGAUACUGGAGCGCAGGCGAUGACUGAAGCACUCAAAGUGAACACGACGCUGACCGAGCUCUAUCUGGAUAGCAAUCAGAUGACCGAUGUGGGAGGACAGGCGAUUGCCGAAGCGCUCAAAGUGAACAAGACGCUGACUAGCCUUUAUUUGUCCCAGAACUUCUUGACCAACACUGGAAUCACUGCACUCAACGAAACAGGCAAUACCGUUUGUAAAUUGGAAGACCUUGACAACCAGCGUGCACCGUCGUCUGCCGACUUGGCUCAGAUUGUAGCUGAGGUUCAGCAAUUGCGCUCCAAACUGGCUGCCCAAGCUCCAAACUGGCUGCCAAAGACCAGGAGCUAGCGGCCAACAAGCAGGAGCUCGCGACCAAAGACCAGGAGCUCGCGACCAAAGACCUCCGAUCUGAAGUCAGCUCUUGAUCGAAUUGACGUAUUUGAGCGCAACGAACCCCCCGUUGGAUCCUCAUCGAACUUUGACUCAUCGAACUUUGACGGACCAAUCCCGCCAGUUUCUCUCGCAACUCUUGUCACCGCGACGAACAAUUUUGCUGCCGAUUCACUUUUGGUCGCGUGUACUCUGCCAUUAUGCCUGGCACUCGUGUUGCCAUCAAAAAGCUGUCCGCCGAAUCCAAGCAGGGCGCUGCCGAGUUCAAAUCUGAACUGGACUCUUUGUCGAAAUUCCGCCACGCAAACAUUAUUGCUAUUCUGUCGUAUGCUGAGCAAGGCGAUGAGCGAUGCUUGGUGUACGAGUUCAUGCCAAACGGUUCUGUUCGUGAUCGUCUCAGCCUCAAGAAUGAUAGGCCUCCGCUGACCUGGUCGCAACGCCACCGCAUUGCUGCCGAUGUCUCCCGCGGCAUGCACUAUGUCCAAACCGCCUUCCCUGAUCAUGUUCUGUUCCACCUCGACCUCAAGACGGACAAUGUUCUGCUAGACGCAUACCUUAAUGCGAAAGUGUCUGAUUUUGGCUUGGUUCGUGCUGCCCUACACCUCGAUGAAAAGAGCUACCUUCGCACACAGAACGUUCAAGGUACCUUGGCGUACAUGUGUCCUGAGUUCUUGGAGGAAGGCCGCAUGACUCCCAAGACGGAUGUGUAUGCCUUUGGCAUGAUUCUGCUGGAAUUGCUGACUGCACUCAAGCCUGGCAACCGCCUGAAAGGAGAGACGCGAAAGGCUGUUAAAAAUCAGAAAUUCCUUGACAUGCAGGACCCGGCCUUGAAACCAACCGAAGCCGAGCGCCAAAGCAUCAGCGAGGUUGUCACUCUCGCACUCGAGUGUCUUGAUGAUAUUGCUGACGAUCGCCCAUCCUUUGGUCGCCUCAUUGCUUCAUUGGACCUUUGA
Messenger RNA from Capsaspora owczarzaki ATCC 30864, 1673 nucleotides. RefSeq lists its product as hypothetical. Lineage: Eukaryota; Filasterea; Ministeriida; Capsasporidae. Bases 1 to 678 code for a protein of 225 amino acids. Gene Ontology annotation, cellular component: perinuclear region of cytoplasm; cytosol; nucleus. The record is from RefSeq and is a predicted model, not a curated record. Gene Ontology annotation, biological process: nucleocytoplasmic transport; activation of GTPase activity. Gene Ontology annotation, molecular function: small GTPase binding; GTPase activator activity. The transcript is spliced from 8 exons.